Molecule: messenger RNA, 2859 nt
Organism: Saccostrea echinata
Lineage: Eukaryota; Metazoa; Mollusca; Bivalvia; Ostreida; Ostreidae
Product: acid phosphatase type 7-like
Exons: 1
Coding region: 151-1707 (518 amino acids)
Molecular function (GO): metal ion binding; acid phosphatase activity
Source: RefSeq, a predicted model, not a curated record
UUUACAAAUGCGUUUUGGGCGAAUUUUUACAUUGUCGAUGCCUCUGAUUUCCGAUUUUCCAGUUGUAGAUUUUAUAUGUUGAUGGUGCAUCGUUAUUGACAUGCAUAUCCGAUCGCUCCAUGAAAAGAAUGUAACCUGAAUUGAAAUAUAAUGACAAUGGGGAUUUUGGCAAUCGUGAAGUAUGCCUGGUUUUUAUCAUGUUUAGGCGCUUGUAUGGGAGACCUGUCAGCAGAAGGCAAAAAAAUUACCAAAAGAAAUGAUCUUAAUAUACCACAACAAGUGCACAUAGGAUUUGGCGAGACGACUAAUGAAAUGAUAGUGAUGUGGUCUACAGUACAAAACGAUUCUUCUGUUGUGGAGUACCAUACUGGUGACAACUCUGUAGAAAAUGUAAAAACUGUUCGAGGAAACACCGUUUAUUUUCCAGAAAAUGCUAAUGGAUUGCGGUAUCUCCACAGAGUUGUAUUGUCUAAAUUGCAACCAGGUGUGAAAUAUUAUUAUGCAGUCCGUGGUGAAAAGCGUGAAUCGCUUAGUGACCAGUUUAGUUUUAUAACUCCAGACUCAGAUGGAAAGCAGAUAUUUAUGAUUUACGGUGACAUGGGUACAAUGACAAAAAGUCUGCCAUUCAUUGUUUACGAAGCAACUGGGGAAACAAAGUAUACAUCCAUUUUUCACUUGGGGGAUAUUGCAUAUGAUCUUGGAAGAGAAAAUGGUGCCAUUGGUGACAAAUUUUUCACAAAAGUGGAAAGGAUGGCUGCACGCAUUCCAUACAUGACCAUUCCAGGUGAUCAUGAAAUGUUCCCAGACAGCAAAAAUCAUUAUUUGCAUAGAAUUUCAAAUCCAGGGAAAGAAUGGCCAAUGCAUCCAGAAGAUUUGUGGUACAGUGUAAACAUUGGAAAAGUCCAUUUCAUUUGUAUUUCAACAGAGGUUUUUUUCACAAACAAGAUGAAUAUUCAGAAGAUCAUGGAUUGGUUGGUUCAGGAUUUGGAGGAAGCCAAUACUCGGCGACAGAAGUAUCCCUGGAUAGUUGUGAUGGCCCAUCGUCCCUUGUACUGCUCCACUGACGACAAAAAUGAAGACUGCACAAAGGCCCAUUCUGUAGUUCGAACCCAUUUGGAGGACAUGUUUUAUUUUUAUGGUGUUGAUCUAGUUUUCAGUGGCCACCAACAUAUGUAUGAGAGAACUUGGCCUGUCUAUAAGAACAGAGUUUUAGCUUACAAUUAUCUUGAUCCAAGAGGAACUGUUCACAUUGUUAUUGGCAACAUGGGAAAUGUCUACAUGACAGAGAAGGGGAGCAGACCUGGGGGGCCUUGGUCUUCAUUUAUUUCACCCUCAGAACAUGAGAUGUAUGGAAGAUUUUAUGUUUACAACAGUACCCAUAUUUACUGGGAAGUGCGAGGAGCCCAGGAUAAUGAUUUGUAUGACAAACGCUGGAUUAUUCAGAGAAUUCAUGGUCCAUUCAACAAAAGUUCUAUUUUUAUUCCAGAUCCACUUGGUGCAGCAGGAGCUGCCUGGCGUCGACAACAGGAAGACUCGAAUGAUUUCAUUAAUCUCAGAUUUUUCUACAUGAAUGGGGAUGACUAUACAAAUCGUAUUACUGUUUUAACUUUUACAGUCAUAAUUUUACUCUUUGGUUUGUGUUUCAAAAAGAAGAUAUUGAAUAUUGUCCGGUUGUGUUUUGUUAAACAAGAAUCAUUGCCAAAGUAAAAUUGUUUAUGAAGUAAAUGUUAUUGUAUUACAGGACUUAUUCAAGAAUAGUUUUGGGAUAUAUUGUGCAGAAUACAGAGUCCUGCAGAGGAUAAAUUGUUUAUGCAUCAAAUAUUUGUUAAUCCAUUUCAUUAGGAAAAACUGAUCAUAUAUUUGUACAAGUAUGGUAAGAAAAUUUAUGCAGCAAAAAGAGUGAUGACAUACAUGUACCAGCAUAUGCAACUUUUACAUUUAUUUAUAAAAAUAUGUGGUUAAAUCAUGUAAGUUUUGUACCUUUAAUAUGUAUGGUACAGCUCUUGACUGAAGAAAAGAAGAGUGAAAAAUGUUCUUUUAUCAUGUUUAUGUUCAAGACAUCUGUUGGAAAAUAUGAAAAUGGUAGGGUACAUGUAUGCUUGUAUGUAUACAUGUUAUGUAUCUACAUAAAACAAGUGUUUUCUAAAUUGUGAAUGCUUUGAUUUUUAGAGUGUGCUCAUUUUAAAUGCAUAUCAAAUGUUGUUUGUAUGUUUAUUACUCAAACAGUUCUAAUAUGUACAGUUGAUGAAAUUUUUGAGUUUUUAUACAAUAUGAUUAUAUUUUAAUUCAAUUUGUUUGUUUGUCUUUCAUGUGUUCAAAUUCCAAACAUCUGAAUUUAUAAAUAGACUGAAUGAAGUUGUCAUUUACUAUUUAAUUUUUUCCCCAUACACACCAGGUUAAAUAAUUUGCUGUUCUUUGAAAAUCUUAAUUUUUAAACUGUAUAGUUUGUUAAUAGUUUGAGGGAAAACAUGUUUUAGCCAGCAUUUUCCACAUGUUUUUUACAGUAGUAUUAAAACUAAUUCUUGAACUUGAGAUGGAACUAUGUUGUACAUUAUACAUGUUAUAUUUAAUAUGUUGUUUCCAGUUCAUGUUCACCCUUCAUCAUGUUUAUGUUUUAAAUAAUAAUGUUUUAUCCGUGUUGUAUUAAUGUGAGAGAGAAUAAUCAGUAUAGUCAGUAAAAAAAACAUGUAUUUUUAUUCAAAAUGGAUGUAUAAUUAUUUGGAACAUUAUUUGAGAAAGAGAGAGAGAGUAUAUUAAUGUCACAUGAAAAGGAAAACAUGUCUUGGUGCAUAUAAACAUUUCAAGAGUGCUUGAUGAAAUGAAGAAAUGCUUAUAAAUUAAGAUAAUGCUGAAAAUGUU